Hermetia illucens (black soldier fly) is the source of this 1487-nucleotide messenger RNA. RefSeq names its product general transcription factor IIH subunit 2 (gene Ssl1). The transcript has 5 exons. Gene Ontology annotation, cellular component: transcription factor TFIIH core complex; transcription factor TFIIH holo complex. The coding region runs from base 93 to 1316 and encodes 407 amino acids. Gene Ontology annotation, molecular function: zinc ion binding. The record is from RefSeq and is a predicted model, not a curated record. Lineage: Eukaryota; Metazoa; Arthropoda; Insecta; Diptera; Stratiomyidae. Gene Ontology annotation, biological process: DNA-templated transcription; nucleotide-excision repair; regulation of transcription by RNA polymerase II.
UAGUUUGAUUCGUGACAUAGUUUUGACAAAAGAUUGUGUACAAAGUUGGCGAGGACGGAAUUGUGUUAACUUGAGGCGAUUUUUCAACGAAAAUGGUUGAUGAGGAGGAUCCAAAGGAAUAUCGCUGGGAGACCGGCUACGAGAAGACUUGGGAAGCGAUAAAGGAAGAUGACGAUGGAUUAUUGGACAAUGCUAUCGCCGAAAUCAUCCAGAAGGCGAAAAGGAAACGCCAAUCACAAAAGACUGGGCAUAGCCGUCUAGGUAUGAUGCGGCAUUUGCAAAUCAUUAUCGAUUGUUCGGAGUCUAUGAGCGUACCUGAUUUAAAGCCCACGCGUCUUUUAUGUACUAUGAAGCUUCUAGAGCUUUUUAUCGAUGAGUUUUUCGAUCAAAAUCCUAUCAGCCAACUUGGGUUAAUAGCACUGAAAAGUAAACGUGCAGAAGUCAUCACAGAUUUGGCUGGAAAUUCAAGAAGACAUAUGAAAGCAGUUCAAAAUUUAAUGAAAAUUAAUUUAACGGGCGAGCCAUCACUGCAAAACGGACUGGAGCUGGCUAUGAAAAGUUUAAAACUCGUUCCGUCCCAUGCAAGUCGUGAGAUCCUAAUUAUAAUGGGAAGUCUAACGACUUGCGAUCCUAUUGACUUGACUCUUACUGUUGAGGCUUUAAAGUCCGAAGGAAUUCGUUGUUCUGUCGUCAGUUUAUCAGCAGAGAUUCGUGUGUGCCGUUACCUUACUCAACAAACGGGUGGAAUAUAUGGUGCUGUGUUGGACGACGCUCACUACAAGGACCAACUUUUGCAACAUGUCGAUCCACCGCCGGCAGCUCAAUCGCAGGAGAACUCUUUGAUAAAAAUGGGUUUCCCACACGGUCAAUCGGAAGACGGCAAAGAUCCCCCGCACACAAUGUGCAUGUGUCACAUCGACAGUACUGAUGAUCCCAGUAAACUUACCGCCGGGGGAUAUCACUGCCCCCAAUGUUUGAGUAAAUAUUGCGAAUUACCUGUUGAGUGCAUAUCGUGCGGGUUAACAUUAGUGUCGGCUCCACAUUUAGCUCGUUCGUAUCAUCAUCUCUUUCCCGUUCAACAUUUCGAAGAGAUUGACUUCAGCGGGCAGGCGGAAAUUUGCUAUGCAUGCCAGAAGGUGUUUAGCAAUGUUGAUAAGAAAAUUUACCAGUGUCAAGCUUGCUCGCAGUAUUAUUGCAACGAUUGUGAUAUUUUCAUACACGACACCUUGCAUUCAUGUGUUGGGUGCACGACAAUACCGCGGGCCGCUCAAAAUGUUCAUUUAAGAAAGCCAGUUGCUCCGAAUGACCGUUUCUAACUGAUUGAUAUCUUUGUUCUAUAAAUGUUCAAUUGAAUUGAAAUCGACUCAAAGUCUAAUUGUUCACUUUAUGUUGCAUUGUUCUUCACGUUUCAAGUGUUUAAAUUGAUAUCGUUUGGAAUACGCUAUCUCCUAUCAUAGCAGAAAACAAUAAACAAUUUGUUCCUCAAA